Molecule: messenger RNA, 3087 nt
Organism: Carassius auratus (goldfish)
Lineage: Eukaryota; Metazoa; Chordata; Actinopteri; Cypriniformes; Cyprinidae
Product: OX-2 membrane glycoprotein-like
Exons: 5
Coding region: 951-1802 (283 amino acids)
Biological process (GO): negative regulation of neuroinflammatory response; heterotypic cell-cell adhesion
Cellular component (GO): cell surface; axon; neuronal cell body
Molecular function (GO): cell-cell adhesion mediator activity
Source: RefSeq, a predicted model, not a curated record
CUGGGAAAUACUACUGUUCCUGUUUAACAUGAUGAUCCAUUCCCAAAAGUGUUGAGUCAUUUCACACGCCAAUGCAGGCCUAAUACACAAUCAUUUGUUUAUUAAAACAGGAAACUCCAAUAAUAACUUCAGAUGCUAAAGUUGGGAAAUUAUUAAUUUCAAUCUACAUGAAUGUAUAAACUCUUAUGGCCUACAUAUGUCUAUAUUGCAUUCAUAUUUCAGAAAUGUCUUAUACCACUUCCAAAAACUGAAAAAAGCUGCCUUCCGAGGACGCGUUCCAAGGCAUGAAGGCAUCAAGGCACGUCCGAAUUCAAUGUUAGCUUCAGUUCUUGUCUGCUGAGAUGCCUUCAUCUGGCCGGUUUUUGAAGGCAGCAUAUUUGCAUCCUUCGCUGCCUUUGAUAUCCCACAAUCCCGUGAGAUAAAUUCUGUGACAGUUGAGACAAAAAUUAAAAAUAAAGAUGGCGUCUGAAAGUUGCAGUCGGCGGUCAGUUUGUGUGUAAAUGUACGUUUUUGAUUAACGUUUUCCACUUCUGAUGUCAGCGAGAAAUUAAUAUUGCAGUAAUGAAAUAUCCACUUAAUUAUCACCAUAGCUCUCAAAAGUUUCUUUGAGAUCAUUAAACCAUUACUAUUUUCCUCAGAAGCCUGUCCAAAAUCAGUUUCAUGAUGUGCCUUCGUGCAAAAACGCUGUCUGCAGAUUCAUUGUCUGAUACGGCAGCGAGUCAGCAAGUCAGCUGUUGCUGUUUAGUUCUCGGAUGCACUUAAUAAACACGUGGUUGGAUGUAAGGCGAAACCAUACCUCCGGAAAUCCCUAAAAAUGUCCUCUAAAGCGAAAGUACAGUGCUCACAACCGGUAAUAGUCUGUGGGAAAUUCUUACAGUGAGCCUAUUAGUGUUUCUGCUUCACUAUAUAAGCUGUGUCUGAUUACAAACAGACCAUUCGAAACAUUCAACAUGUUGUGUCUACUGAUCUUCAUUUUAAGCCUCAUAAACAGAGCUUUUUCAGAUAUUGUGGCACAAGGAGACACAGCUGUUGAGUUCGGUCGAGAUGCUUCGUUCUCUUGUGUGCUGUCAGAUGGGUCUGGUGUCAAACAAGUCACGUGGCAGCGGGUGCGCAACACGGAACCGGUACAAACUCUGGCUACAUACAGCGACCUCUUCAAGAAACAUGUGGAUGACCAGUAUGUCGGAAAAGUCAAUUUCACAGCAGCGUCAAUUAAUUCAACGUCCAUUGAGAUCAAAAACACAACAUUCGAAGACGAGGCUUGCUACAUUUGUUCCUUCAAAGUGUAUCCGUUCCAGCCUAAACGACAAACCUUGUGCCUCACUGUUAAAGGUAUAUCAGAAAUAACAGCGUCAGUGAAUCCUGCUCCUAGUUCUGAUCCAGAUGUCGUAGUCUCAUGUUCAGCCACUGGUAAACCGGCUCCAGCGAUCCUCUGGAAAUCUGCAGAGAAACAGUUGAACAACGAUUGGUCAAGUAAUUCCACGACUCUCAACGUGGACAGUUCAACCACCAUUACAAGCAACAUCACGCUUCCACUGUCACAGUUUCAUGGGAAGUACGUGGAAUGUGUGGCUCAGAGUGACGGCAUAGAGAAGAGCAUCCAAAUCUAUCUGCCUGAUCAAGAUGACAAAGUGAAAAACAGUCCAAGAAGUUACAUCGUUACAGUUUCAGUCCUCAUUAUCAUGACUGUUGUGGUUCUUGUCAUUAUUGCCAUCUGUCUUCACACCAGACUAAAGAGAGCUAUGUUUAGGAUUAAAUCUACUUAUGAGGAACCCCUUAAUGCCCCAAUCGAGGAAUGUUAACUUCGCUGCUACCUCAUAGUAUGGAUUUUUGCCCAUGAUCUUUGAAUCUCUUUGAUCUAUGAACUUUUUGGUUCUAAACUAUGUAUUAAUAUUCCUAAGGAAUCGUGAAUGUCUUGUAGUAUUUAUUUAAUUUAUUUGUUUACUUUGUAGUAUUCCAUUGUAAUUGUACAGUUAAAUACAUAAUAUUAUUACCACUAUAAUGGAGGAUUUUGAUGAUAGAGAAUUAUUAUAUUUAUUCUGUAACUUUAGAUUUUUAGGCUCAUAUAUUUGCACUUUAUGACUCAUUUGAAUGUACUGGCAUGAAUAGUUUUUAAUCGUGUCUAAUUUUGGAGUUUAGUCUGUGACAGACUAUACAUUUAUAAAUUUAUAAAAUAUAGGCUCUCUACUAGAUAUUUUUACCCACAAUCCUUCAUGACACCCAUCAUAGUGGUACAGUAAUUUGUAAGAAAUAGCAUUAUUACCCAAUACAAACAAAUAUGCUAAAGGCUGAAAAACCUAGUUUUAAGCCGUGCAAAACAAAAUUAAUGUUAUAUCAUUAAUGGACACAGAAGCUGCUUUGUUUCCUGCAUGAAACUCUAAAGGCUGCAAAGAGAGACAUCUGCCAUUCACUGUAAAAAAUGACUGUGAUUUUAAUGGUGAAAAUGCUACAGUACAAACCUGUUAAAUGGUUAACGGUAAUUUUCCUACCGUAAACUGACGUUCCCAGGAAUCUCUGCAUUCCAUUUAAAAUUUUGUUUGAAUUUGUUGUUUUUUUCUUUGACAUAACAAUGUUUCUUCUUAUUUUUUUUUCUUAUCUGUUAUGUUUGUUAGGGUUGUACGUUACAUAUAAUGUUGUUAAAUUAAUGUUUAUUGCAUAUUUCAGUUUAAUGAGUCUCACCAUGAUGGUGUUUCAUGCUUGUGUGAAUGACACUGUGCACUUUCUAUUUAUCUUAUCAUUCAAAAGCUGCUUGUGAUAGGCUUUGUUUCAUCACGUGACUUCUUUAUCACCACCUUCUUUUGGUGGUUACCAGUGUAUUACAAAGGGCCAAAACAGAUUUCAGUACUUCAAUAAGUUGGUAUAAUAACAUUAUAUCAGUUAAAUUAUGGUUUUAAACUGUAAAUUUGAGGUCACUGUAUUUUUCACGGUAUAUUUUUUACAGUAUUUGUAUUUGUAUAGUUGUUUGAUGUUGACUAAUUAGAAGUGUAUUUUUUCAGCAAAAAGUACUGUAAAGUAAAUAAAACAUAUUUGUGUUUCUACAAAUAUUUAUGUAUUAUCUAAAUGUUCAUACUGAACCAUUAAUAUGGG